AUGAGUGCCCGGGCGCCCAAGGAGCUGAGGCUGGCUCUGCCGCCGUGUCUCCUCAACCGGACCUUUGCUUCCCCCAACGGCGGCGGCAACGCGAGCGCCCGUGGUGCGAGCGCAGGCGGCGGCACCUGCAUUACGCAGGUGGGACAGCAGCUCUUCCAGUCCUUCUCCUCCACGCUGGUGCUGAUCGUCCUGGUCACCCUCAUCUUCUGCCUCAUCGUGCUGUCCCUCUCCACCUUCCACAUCCACAAGCGCAGGAUGAAGAAGCGGAAGAUGCAGAGGGCCCAGGAGGAAUACGAGCGGGAUCACUGCAGCGGGGGCCGUGGAGGCAGGGGGCUGCCCCGGGCGGGUGGCCAGGCCCCCACCCAGGCGAAAGAAACCCGGCUGGAGAGGCAGCCCCGGGACUCUGCCUGCUUCGGCCCCUCCAGCGCCUCCUGCACGCCCCCCGGGCUCCCCUGCCAGGGCCCCAGCCCUCCUGCCCCUCCUGCCCCGGCCCCCAGUCCUCAAGGAGCACAUGCGGCCUCCUCCUGUUCGGACACGCCUGGCGAGGGGCUUUUGCAGACGGUGGUACUGUCCUGACUGUCCAGCCCGCCUCUUCUCCCGGUUCUCCUGUCCGCAUCUUGGUCCUCCCGGCUGCCCCUCCCACCCUCUUUCGCCCCCCACUGCCUUCCGGCCUCGUCCCUCUUCCACCUUUCCUCAUCUGCCCUCCACGCUGUUUCUCCUCCGCCGAGGCACUGUGCGGUAUUUGUAAAUAUUGGGCAAGGAAAGUCUCGGAAGAAGAAAUAAUGCUGACAAUAAUACUUUAUUAUUAAUAUUUAUAGUAAUUAUACUAAUAACACAAUCCAAGCGCAUGACAAAUCACAUAAUUUCUCAUUGUCAAUGGCAGAUGUGUCUUCCCUCUCCACCCCGCACCCCCCUGGACAAGGAGGAGAAACUGCUUAAGCUACCAAAUAUAUAAAAGACAUUGGCCCCCGGAGCCAAGGGAGCGGAGGGGGCCUCGCGUGUUGUACAUAGCUGUCAAGUUAAGGUUCCGUUACCUUCCCUCCACUCACCCGCCCCUAAACGUUCACUUUUCCUUCAGCUUCCUCCCUCUCCAACCCCACCCUCAGCUGGGCUCGGGCAACAGCAUAUUAUUAUUUUUGAAAGUUUCCAUUAAGUACCAGAACUGCAAGAGGCCUCAGAGACAGCCCUAGGGGGAAAAAAAAGUGCUUCUGACAGGUACAGCUCUCUGGUCCGCUCUUUACUCACCCCUAGGUUAAUCGUUCUUUUUUUCCAGACUAAACAUUUUCAUUUACUUUUGGAAAUGUCCCUCGCUGGCCGAGCACUAGCAAAUUGAAAUAUUUAAACGAGGUUUUAAAAGAAUCUAUUGCUUUAGCCCCCUGGCUCAACCCCACCCCUGUCUAUCUUUGCCUCCUGGCAUUUUCAGGAGUCAGCGGGCCCGGGAGCUGUCCAUCCAGGUCAGGUGCUGAAAUCGCCUCCCUGAGCUGGUUACUUUCCUCUGGUAGUGCAGGUGGAGAGGGGCUGUUUUGGAAAGUGACUAUUCUAGUUUUUUUUUGUUGGUUUUUUUCUUUUUCUACAAUAGGGUUUGCGUGUGUUAUUGGUUUUCUUAUUAAACAUUGCAUAAGUUACCUUUUUUGUAAAAAAAAAAAAGUAU
Messenger RNA from Talpa occidentalis (Iberian mole), 1651 nucleotides. RefSeq lists its product as uncharacterized. The record is from RefSeq and is a predicted model, not a curated record. The transcript has a single exon. Bases 1 to 576 code for a protein of 191 amino acids. Lineage: Eukaryota; Metazoa; Chordata; Mammalia; Eulipotyphla; Talpidae.